AGCAGGGCCAUGGAACCCAAUUAAGCAUGAGUCACUGUUUACAGGAUCAGGGCCCAAACAUCUAAUUUCUCAGCCUGAUUCCUUUUGUACAGAGGGUUUAAGCACGCAAGUAAACUUUAAAAAUUAUGCAGCACUCUGUUGGUCAUCACUUUUGCUAUUAUUGAACCCUUAUUGAAAUAAGAGCCCCCAGCUUGAGCUCUUCCUUCUGCUUGAUGCUAGAAAUGUUAGUGAUGGAUUAAAUUAGCAUUCUGGUUUUACCAUGAGCUCAAACAAGAAAAGAUGCUCAUGAGGGAGCAAGCCCCAGCUUAAAUGCUUUGGUAAUUAGCAGACCUGGGAAGAAAUUGUUUACCUAAUUACAGGGUAAUCUAUUAAAGCUUUAAUAUCCUGACAAAGACUCCCUAGGCCGGUUGCCCAGGCAGGGACAAAACCCACAACACAUUUUUAUCUGCAGAGGAUGGAAUCAAACUGUCAAGGAUUAAGUGGUUGGAAAGUAGAUGCAGCUGAGGUUCAUUAAAAUAUAGGGUACAGCUGGCAUGCAGCAACUGCAGGAAGGAGGUGGGGCAACCUGGAUACAACCUGAGAGGAAGCUGCAUUUCCUGGCCUAAUCUCCAGAUAAGUGUCAUGGGAUCUUAAACCUGAGUGGCACCAAAAGUUGGGGAAAAACUAGCUCCAACCAGGCAGCAGCUUCCUAGUGUUACUACACUUCUUUGUGUUGUCAUCUAGACUGAGCCUAAAUCUCCAGAGAUGAGACUUGAACCUAUGAUCUGGCUAAGAGAUGAUCUGACAAGCUUCCUCGUGAAAAUGAGCAAUCGCACAAGGACUGGAAAUGCUGUCUUUCACGAGAUGGAGGAGUUGGCUAGAGAGAGCAUCGGCUUGUUAGCCAAGCCUACUCUGGAGUCAGGUAGCCCAAACCUAUCCUCUGCCGGGGCUGUCUUUAUUAUGCUGAAGUCAUCUCUCGGAGCAGGACUUCUUAAUUUCCCAUGGGCUUUCAAUAAGGCUGGAGGGAUCACUGCAGCUGUUCUUGUGGAACUGGGCUCCUUAAUAUUCCUAAUUAGCGGCCUAGUGAUCCUGGGAUAUGCCUCCUCCAUCAGCACCCAGUCCACGUACCAGGGCGUAGUCAGAGAAAUCUGUGGGUCGGCCAUUGGGAAGCUCUGCGAGAUCUGCUUCAUUUUAAAUCUCUUCAUGAUUUCCGUAGCCUUUCUCAGAGUUGUGGGCGAUCAGCUGGAAAAAUUAUGUGACUCCCUCUACAUGAAUGUGACUCUGAGUGGAGAAGAGCCUCCUCCUCCCCAGCACUGGUAUACAGAUUACCGCUUCACCCUGACUGCCCUAUGUGCCCUGGUCAUCUUCCCUCUGUCUGUUCCCAGGGAGAUCGGGUUCCAGGAAUACACCAGUAUUUUAGGUACUUUGGCUGCUUGCUACCUGACCCUGGUGAUUAUAAUAAAAUACUACCUAAGAACAGAGCAUGUUAUCAUGCAUGAGCAACAUUAUUCCUCAAGAGUGUCUUCCUUGGCUUCCAUGUUCAGUGUCAUCCCAACAAUCUGUUUUGGAUUUCAGUGUCAUGAAGCCUGCAUUGCCAUCUACAGCAGCAUGCACAACAAGAAACUCUCCCUUUGGAUCGUGGUGUCUGUGCUCUCCAUGCUCUUCUGCCUGUUAAUUUAUUCUCUUACAGGGCUUUAUGGCUAUUUAACCUUUGGUGCUGAUGUUGCUGCUGAUAUUCUGAUGUCAUACCCAGGAAAUGACGUGGUCAUCAUUAUAGCCCGGCUACUCUUUGGCAUCUCCAUCAUUACCAUCUACCCAAUUGUUCUCCUGCUGGGCAGGUCUGUCCUACAGGAUGUCUGCCUGAAUGACAAGUGCAGGUCUCUCGUGCUUACGGAGCCUUAUGAGCGGUGUACAAGGAUUGUGCUGACUAUCACGUGGAUCAUCGUGACGCUCGUCAUUGCUCUGUUUGUCCCUGACAUCAGCGAGGUGAUCAGUAUUAUUGGUGGCAUCAGCGCCUUCUUCAUCUUCAUCUUUCCAGGUCUAUGUCUAGUAUGUGCAAUGGAAAUGGAACCCAUCGAACCAAGAAAAAACUCAGAUGGACAGGGACAGUCCUGCUCACCGGAAGAGAGUUGUCAGAUUAUCGCUUCUCCUGCCUUGCAAUGAACAAACCACUCGCUCAGCUGACAGGUUCUGUGGGCAUGUUUUCAGACAGAGUCUUGUAGCUUUACUCAAACAUCCUUCUCUUUCAAAGAAAAUAUUCAUAACUACCCUGAAAGCAAACUAGGAUGUUUUUAAAGCCUCUACGAUUGAGGGUCUUUCAGUGUCCAGCUCCUCUUUAUUAGUGUUGUCAUGGAAUUUAUUUGACUAAAAUGUCAAAAGUCUGGAAGGUUUUUACUUUGGUCAGGAAGAUGGACCCUGGGCUAAGAAAAAAUAGCAAAGCUAGUUUAAUGCAAUGUUAUAGCCAUACUAACAAGUGAGGAAACAGGAGCACAAGGAAAGUUUCUUAUUCUUCAGCGGGGCCCACGUUUCUGUGUAGUAGAGGCUGUAUUGACAACUUCUCAUAAGUGAGAGCCCUGCAACUAUUUUGUGCAAAAUGGGAUGCUUUUCUCUUAGAAGUAUGGUUUGACUUUGCAUGAAUGAGGUGAGGAGUCCAUGUUCUUUUGUCUCUCCUUGGCUACUAGCGCACGUGUCCCUGGCAGAAGUUCUAGCUCAGACCUGAAAGUCAAGCUGGGUUCUUUCUGAUGUGUGCAUCAGUACUGAUAUUUUGACUACAGCCACUCAACAGUCUCUCAUUACACAGGAAGAAACUGAACCCAGCUCAUCCCCUGAAAGGGUGUGGGCUCUACAGGGAAAAGUGAUUGUAUGUAUGAGCUGCUGCCUCCGUGUUCCCCCAACAAGGGUUGUCUUUUCUGAUAACCGCUGUUUAGUAGAGAGGGGCAGAAAUUACAGGGCCCAGCACUUUGCUGCUCCAGGAGAACCUUACACUGGGGCUGGAAGGACAGAGAAAUGGGGGUCAGGCUUAAUUAACUUGUAGUGGGCACUUAUACACUUCUCUUCCCCCCCCUCCAACCAGCUGACAAGGUGUCAUUGGGCAACAUUCCCCCUCUCAGUAAAAUACGGUGUUAAGGCUGCAUCACUAUGAGCUAGCUCAGUAUGAAGAACAGUAUAGUUAGGGGACCAGUGGUAGUUUGAGAUCUUGGGUUUAAAAAACACGAUGAACAAAAGUUGAUUUCUCAUUUUGGCAAUGUCCAGGGGAAGAGUUGUAUUCAUGGUAACAUUUCUCUUUAAAUCAGCCUCCCCCUGGGAAACUAAAUCAUUGCCUAGAGUUCUAUUGCACUGUUCUUCUAUUUUCUAGGUCCUGUUUGGUUGCUUGGGGUGUCAUCUCCAUUCUCUGUGGAGCUUUUGUCUUUGGUCAGAGCACAACCAUUGCUGUCAUGGAGCUGGUCUACAAAUUAUAGCUGCUUACAGGUACCCAGCAGCCGUGCUUGCAAAGAACAAUGCAUCUUACUGGAGGACAGCAUGGUUUCCAAAUGACUGAUGGAUGUUUCUCAGCCUUUCCCUGUUUGCAUUCACUGUAGCUUUAAAAAAAAAUGUAUUUACAGUCUCUCCUGUUUGCUAAAUCCUAGGGGUAAAUUGGCUAAAUGACGAGCAUUACCAUGCAGCAGGGUGCCUGUCAAAGUGAUGCUCUAAGAUCAUUGUACCUCCUCACACCUUUAUAUAUUCUUCCCUUCUGAUGUUUGAUGGUACAUGGUUUCCUUUCAUUAGAGCAACCCCUGGAGGAGAAAGGGCAAUCCAAGGUGUCCCUGAUACUCUCCUCUUCAAACUAUGGUCUGUUACUGUCAUCUCAAAUUCCAGCUUUCCCAUUGUGUUACCCUUAUUACACACCCUGUUCAAGGCAAUAACUAGACACCCCUUUACAUCUGUGCAAAGUGGGAGUAAAACACAGAAUGGAUGAGUGUGUGCAUUCUGGAAAAAGGGCAAAUCUUUGAAAUAUCAUGUUUUGUAUUCAUAUUGGUAUUGCUAGAAUAGAGACAGAAGGUCCAUUACCAGAGUUAGACUUGUAUAAGUAUUAAACUUGCAUGUUCAACACCUAGAUCCUUUAUGCACAUGUAUACACAGCAGCUCAAGAAGCGAGGGUAGCACCUACGCUCCUGGGGCUUCACUGCUGUUGUUACUUGAGCAAGCUUGGUCCUAUCUGUACAGCUGCAGUUACCCCUCCCCUCACUGUACAGGCACUGUGGCAUCUCAUCUUCAAUAUAAGGAUCAUGGAGUUCCCUCUAUGUAGAACAGUGAUUUUGUGCAUAAUUGCCCUUUAUUUUCCACCUACUCUUAAUUAUUUUGAUGUGUUUUUCAUUACAAGUUCACAAAACUACUUCCAUUCUGUUUCCCUGUUGAAGAGCAAGGAGCGAUUUAGAAUAAAACCACCACCAUUUCCCAGUUAC
Molecule: messenger RNA, 4421 nt
Organism: Dermochelys coriacea (leatherback sea turtle)
Lineage: Eukaryota; Metazoa; Chordata; Testudines; Dermochelyidae
Gene: SLC38A8
Product: solute carrier family 38 member 8
Exons: 13
Coding region: 745-2142 (465 amino acids)
Biological process (GO): amino acid transmembrane transport
Molecular function (GO): amino acid transmembrane transporter activity
Source: RefSeq, a predicted model, not a curated record